Morus notabilis is the source of this 912-nucleotide messenger RNA. RefSeq lists its product as uncharacterized. The record is from RefSeq and is a predicted model, not a curated record. NCBI's taxonomy places the organism in Eukaryota, Viridiplantae, Streptophyta, Magnoliopsida, Rosales, Moraceae. The transcript has a single exon. Bases 381 to 647 code for a protein of 88 amino acids.
ACACGGUACACCGGCUUAAUAUACCGAAGAGAAAGAAAUAAGGAGAGGAUAAGUACAAUAAUUUCUCUUGAGACGAUAAUAUCACGAUUUUGGACACAUCAAUCAAUAUUAUAAAUGUCUCAUCACAAAUAAACCACCAAAAGAAGAGAAAAACGACAAAAAAAAAAAAAAAAGCACCUCGGCCACUUCGCCAACCAAUCUCAUCCCAAAACCAUUCGCGGUUUUCACAAAACCACCUUCUUCUCCUUCCACUUUUCCCCUUCUAUAAAUAACGCUUUCCUCUCAGCUCUCAGUUCCACGCUUUCAGACUCACCAAUACGAAGCAUAAUAAAAAAGAUCAAGAAUUUCGUCGAAUUUCUCCGAAUCAAACCUCGAAAAAGAUGAAUUACCUGAACAGGAUCUGGAUCGCGGCGAGCGUGGCCGUCGUUCAAGGCCACACUGAUCAAGGUAAAGGGAAAUCGGGCCUCAGAUCUCUCCAGCUAAACAGGAGGAGGUUCUCCGGAGGAGAAUCCGCCGGUCUCCGGCCACUCGCCGGCGCGAUCGGCACGGGUCUGUUCGGCCUCAUCGGGAAUUGCGAGGACCGGCUUAGGCAAGCCGACGACUCUCUCCAGAAAGUCAUGUACUUGAACUGCUGGGGCCAGGGCUGAAAGAAAGGGGAUUUUUUUAUGGAGUCGUCGGAGAUCGCGAGUCUCCGAUCAGAAUGAUUCGCUAGGUUAUAGGAGUUUUCCUCUUUCAACGGCGACUAUGAGUACUCACCGGAGGGGACGCGGAAUGGGAAAGAUGAGUUGACUCGGGGUUGACCGAGUUAGAACGGGCGAGUGAAACGUUGAGCCGUAAAGAAUUGAGAAGCUGUUGUAAAAGAGGGGAUGGGAAUGGAUGGAGCUAGAUUAGCGUUUGGUGUAAAUAUAUAUA